Molecule: messenger RNA, 2191 nt
Organism: Bolinopsis microptera
Lineage: Eukaryota; Metazoa; Ctenophora; Tentaculata; Lobata; Bolinopsidae
Product: lysosomal cobalamin transporter ABCD4-like
Exons: 7
Coding region: 7-2010 (667 amino acids)
Biological process (GO): long-chain fatty acid import into peroxisome; fatty acid beta-oxidation; peroxisome organization
Cellular component (GO): peroxisomal membrane
Molecular function (GO): ATP hydrolysis activity; ATP binding; ABC-type transporter activity
Source: RefSeq, a predicted model, not a curated record
UGUAGGAUGACCGGUGGAGUUGGAUUAAACUGUCUGUUUAUAAAGAGACUAUGGCUGGUUAUGAAGACAAUGUCCAGACCUUGGACUCCUGCAUUUCUAAUUCUCCUCAUAACAGUACCAGCUAGCUUUGUAGAACAGGUAGCGAUAUACUACAUGGGCCUAGUCCCCAGUGGGUUUUAUCUAGUGCUAGAAAACAGGGAUAUAGACGGGUUCUACCAUCAGCUCUGGGUGGCGUGUUGGUGGGUAGUGGCGAUAGUGCUGAUAAAAUCAGGUAAAAGUUACGCAGCAGGAGCCCUUUACAUACAAUGGAGGUGGAACCUUAAUGAGGAUCUGCACAUGAAGUAUUUUAGCAACAAGAUUUACUACGACUUGAACUGUUUGAACAGUGCUAUUGAUAACCCUGAUAUGAGAAUUACACAGGACGUGGAUAAACUGACUGAAACACUGCAGUCAAUAAUAUUACAAAUAGUUGUCUUCCCGGGAGUUGCUAUUUACUACACGUACAAGUGCUGGCAUGCCAUGGGGUACCUGGGUCCGGUCUGUAUCUACGGUUAUUUUACAGUGGCGUACAUUCUCAACAGCUUCUUGAUGUCACCUAUUGUUGCAGAGGUAUUUCGUCUGGAGAGAAAAGAGGGACAUUUCAGAUAUAUCCACGUUAACCUGAGAUCUUCAGCAGAGUCCGCUGCGUUCUCUGAUGCUGAACAAGUCGAGCAUGCUAAUUUUCAGGCGACGUUGAAAUCUAUCCUGGAUUCUAAGCAGAAGAUAGUAACCAAGCAACUACUUCUCAGCAUGGCAGUAAACACGAGCGAUUACAUCGGGGCCAUUCUGAGUUACAUAAUUCUAGCGAUACCUAUAUUUAGUGGAAUGUACGACGACAUCCCACAUCUGGGAUUUGUUAUCAGUCAGAACUCGUUCGUAACGAUGUAUUUAGUGAGCUCUUUCAGUACAUUGGUGGACAUGUCUGGCAAGCUAGCAGAUUUAGCGGGUUACAUCCACCGAGUAGGUGAGCUGAUUGAGUUCAUGAGGGACCACAAAGCUGAUUCUCAGUAUUGGAACCAGUCCCCAACAGACGAUAACUUAGAAAAAGGUCUAGACACCGGUAAGGAUCGUGGCAGAGAUGAGGACAGUGAACAACUGAUUUCUUCAGUACGGGGCGAAGAAAUAGAACGAGAAACCUCUUCAAUCAUUCCAGAUUUCCUCACUUUGAAGAACAUCACAAUUCUAAACCCUAUAACUAACAAAUCCCUGGUUAAAAACCUCUCAAUCUCCCUGAACCACCACACUAACGUCCUGAUACACGGUCCCCCAGCAGCGGGCAAAAGCUCCGUGCUCCGUACCAUCAAGCAACUGUGGGAACCUCUGGUGGGGUCUAUCCAGUCCACAGGUGACAUCAUGUUCUUACCACAACGACCCUACUUUACCAGACAGUGUCUAGCAGCUCAGAUCACUCUCCCUGAUCCUCCCAAACAUGGGGAGGAUCCAGAAUUAUUGGGGAUUUUGGAGACUUUGAAGUUAACGGAAAUACUGGAUGAUACUCAGUGGAAUGAGGAUAUCAAUGAGACAGAUGGUUUCUUCAAUAGAACAGUUGAUGAAGAUGGCAGCGAAGAGAAUGGUAUAAAUCAUGAAGAUGCAGAAACCACCCCCAUGAUAGCAUCUCAACCAACUAGUUUCCUCAGGAGACUGUUCACCACCCCCUCCCUCCUCCACUCCUCCUCACCCCUAUAUAAAACACCCAGAAGAAGCUGGCACAAGCUCCUGUCACCUGGCCAGCAGCAACUUCUUGCUUUCUCCCGGGUACUUUACCACAAGCCCAGGGUAGUGAUAAUGGACGAGGCAACCAGUGCGGUUAGUGGGGAUCUAGCUGAGGUUAUGUAUGAUUUGCUGAGGACUAUGGGGGUUUGUUAUCUUUCAGUGAGUCAUGAUGAGGGUUUGGAUCAGUUUCAUGAUAAGGUUAUUCUUUUAAUGGGGGACGGACAAAAUUGGAGAGUCAAAAAAGCGAAGUAUUUGUGAAGAUACUAUGCGCGAUACGAUUUGCUGAACCAUUUUUGUCUUUUUGAAUGACGAAUAUUUGUCGAUGUUUUUCAAAAUUUGUUGAUUUAUUUGCUAGAAUCCUUCGUAUGUAAUUCAAAUUAGCUUUGUAAAGUUUAAUAAGUAGAAUUUUUAUUUACGUUUUAUAAGUAGAAUUUAGUAG